This is a messenger RNA of Protopterus annectens (West African lungfish), 1097 nucleotides long. RefSeq names its product testis expressed 52 (gene TEX52). The coding region runs from base 174 to 746 and encodes 190 amino acids. The transcript has 2 exons. The record is from RefSeq and is a predicted model, not a curated record. NCBI's taxonomy places the organism in Eukaryota, Metazoa, Chordata, Ceratodontiformes, Protopteridae.
UGGAAUAGGUUGCAACACAUCAACAACAGUGAACAGACAGGGAAAAGGGAUCCUAGAUAUCCAAAAUGGAACAUAAAUGGUAUAUUCAAGUGACUGUAAACUAAGGCAGAAGGAGACAGAAUCACUGAUGCAAAGAGCUAAACAGUUUUUUUUCUCACCAGAGAGUGUCAGCCAUGGACUUAGAGCAUUCUGUAAAAGAGGAUGAGUACCUACUACAAAACAAAGAGGUAAGGCUGACUGGAUUUUCUCCCAAGCCAGCACAGAGGGUAGCAAUGAAGAGGCCCCUUCCAACUAGCAAAAAAAUACACUUCAGUCAGAAGCUGCUGCUGCCUCUAAAAGGCAAAUAUUUCUAUACCCCCUCCUCUUAUCAGACCUGGCUUGAACUUGGCAAACUUGCUCCUACAUUUCCACAGAUACCUGAGAGGCCAUAUGACAGCAAGAUCUGGAGAAACUUUGUCUUAGGAUAUCAAAAUGCUUCUGGUAUUCAGAGUGCCACCAAAGUUGUUGAUUCCGGUCACACUAUUGGCAUUCCUCCUCCUUCUAGAAUGGGAGCUAAUAAUUAUAUAAAAUUUGUUUCUGAAGGGGGACUAGUUCAUGAUAAGACCCAAAAACAAACUGUGUUCGCCAAGGUGCUGAAGGAAAUGACACAGUCCAGGAAACUAUGGAUAAACAAUGAACACAAAAUACUGCCUGAAGGCUUUCAGCGGAAUAAUAGCUCUCCUUGGGCUCUCAAACACCAAAAAUGAAGUUCAUGAAAUUAAAAAAAAAUCCUUACAACUGUCCUGACUUUCCUAAUUGAGGUGUAAAGCAAUGAUAGUGUCUCAGCAGGUUGCACAAAUCUUUUUAUCUAUGCAUUAGGUGACUGAAUGUGUGUUCCAGGAUGACACUACAGGGCAGUAUUAGGGAAUGUACUGUACUUCAUUAAACUAAGAUCCACCCUGUCUGGCAUAAAGGCAUUGGCUCUCAAUCUUUUCCAUCUCCGUUAUGUGGAAUACUACCUAUCAUAAUGUGGAACGAAUGGACAAGAUGUGGGACACUUACUAACAGCUUGCUAACAACUUCAACUAGGAAGCUCACAGGAUGGCUUAUAAAAUGUU